Messenger RNA from Pestalotiopsis fici W106-1, 1317 nucleotides. RefSeq lists its product as uncharacterized. NCBI's taxonomy places the organism in Eukaryota, Fungi, Ascomycota, Sordariomycetes, Amphisphaeriales, Sporocadaceae. The transcript has a single exon. Bases 1 to 1317 code for a protein of 438 amino acids. The record is from RefSeq and is a predicted model, not a curated record.
AUGGCUUUCCUGGAAGACCCUCGCCUGCGCCAGCGCUGGAACCAGAUUUCGCACACCACAGAAGCCGUUACUGAAAACGCCGCCGCCGGGAUAUGGAGUUUUGGUCAUCAGUACAUAAAUCCCUGCCUUUCGUCGUUCGGCUCUGCGUUUAAAUCUUGCACCGCACCCUGCUUUGGCGAUCAAGAAGAACGGGCGCGUCGGAAGAGGGCCGGCGAGCGAGCUGCGGCAGAGUACAGCUUUGACUUUUAUGACGAUUGGGAUGACGAUCUUCUGGGCGACGACAGCCAAGGUGGCUUUGGAGGAUGGCGCAACGAGGACUGGGACCGUUUGAUAGGAGGGAGUGGGCGAAGCAAAAAAGCUGGUCCCAGUGAGGUACAUGAACAGCCGCACGGAAGAAAACGAGGCAUGAGUUAUGGAACAAGAGGGGCUCGGCGGAAAUCUAGUGUAACCGUCGAGGAUCCAACCAUUAUCCCCAGCACGCAGCCCAUUGGAUUUCUCGGAAGGUUACCCUUUAAGAUUGGAGGAACCUUGCGAUACAAGCCCAGCGCCGCAAAUCUGCAAGAACAUCCUGGUGCUUUGAGGCACCAUGAAGGAGAAAAUGAGCCGUUAUUGAGUCGGAGCGACGACUAUCACCCACAAGCGCCGUUGCUGCAGAAUAGGAAACGCAGCAGUACGGCAGGCAGUGGGGACACCAGCGACUCCUACAGAUCCAGAGGAGACUUGUUUCCCAGCGAUGGUGAGGGAGAAGAAGAUGCUGUACCACUUGAUGAUGAAUUUGCCGUUGCCUUGGAUCGGGUGGACGACAGAUCGAGCAACAGAACGAGAAGCAGCAAAGGAAAAAGGACAGAAAGCCAGACCAUACCGAGGAGUUUAUCUAGAGCCACACUAGACUCCCUCACCCAGUCCCGGCCUUCCUCUUUACGACUGGUACAAAACCACAUGGUCGACGGAGAAGACGCCAUGGAAACGUCGACGUUGUCACUGGAAAUUUUACGGCAACAGGAAGAGCAAAUGCAGCGUGAGGAAGAAGAGGAGAUACAGCGCAAGCGGCACGCGGCAACCCAACUGGCUGCCGAAAGAGGGCUCGAUCACGGCAGCAGUAUGGACUAUGGAUUCGUCCCCGAGGCCAAGCCAGAAUUGGUCACUGUUGAAGAUGUUCCAGUACCUGGACAGGCCGUGCUGGACAAUGCAGAAAACCCGUUGCAUUCGCCUACAAUGAGGGCAGACAGCCCCCAGUCGUCGGCGGCUCAAGUCCAAACCUCGAGCUCGCCGACAGAUGACGGCUUUGUGCCAGCACGCUUGCCUUACUUUAGAUGA